Molecule: messenger RNA, 380 nt
Organism: Guillardia theta CCMP2712
Lineage: Eukaryota; Cryptophyceae; Pyrenomonadales; Geminigeraceae
Exons: 4
Coding region: 18-290 (90 amino acids)
Source: RefSeq, a predicted model, not a curated record
UGAAUCUCAAGGAGUUCAUGCAGUUCGUGCAAGACAUGAAGGUGAUGGACAACAACCUGACGGUCAACGUCAUCAUCAACAUCUUCAUCUACGUCCAAGAUGACUCCUCCGCUAAGGACGAGCAACCUUACCUGACGUCGGGAGACGAUGAGAGGGAGAUGGACUACAUCGAGUUCCGCGAGGCUCUUUGCGGCAUCGCCUGCUACAAGAUCCUCGACCCUUACCUCACCCUUGCCCAGAAACUCGAAACUCUGGUGGUCAACCACAUGCUGCCCAACCUUGUCAAGUAGCCGCAGCACAUGCGCAUCUGUUAUUCUUUCAGUUUAAUGUACAUGAAACUAGAACCAAGUAUUCUUACAAUUAGACCUCAACACCACAUC